AUUUUUUUCAAGAUAAAAACCAGGAAAAAAAGAAAAAUAAGAAAAGUGUUUUUGAAGUUCGCAUUGUGGAGUUAAUAGCUACAGCACCAGAAAGAGUCAAUGGCACACACACAAAUACACACAGUAGUAGGUCAUCGUCAACAUCAAAAUCAAUCAUAGAGAGGUAUGUUUUGAAGUAAAUGAGCAAUUGAUCUGGUCGGUUUUGCUUUAAUUCAGUCUCUCAUCUUGUUAAAAUUGGGGGUUUUUUGAGGAUAUCUUGAUUCUGAAAUUAGGGUUUUUUCUUCCCCCUUUGACCCGUCUUCUUCCUUCGUUCUGGAUCUAGGGUUUUGAUUUCACCUUUAUGUUCUGCGUCUAGGGCUUGGAAUUUUCUUGAAUCUUGAUUCGAGGAGGGUCCUUUUUUCUGGGUUUUAUAAAAUCCGUUGUGGGGUUUUUUUUGGCUUUAUUAUCUCGUCUUUCCUGUUCUUCGUGAUAUUUCUGUAGACAGCUGCAUUGACCUUUCUAUUGUUGAGAUUUUUUUUUCUUUUCUUGUUUUUCUCAAAUUUCAACUUUGUUCUUCUCUGACAUUUCAUCUUUGAUUUGUGUUCUUCAUUUGGAAUCGGGGCUUGAUUUGUGUUGACCGAAUUAGGGUUUUUAAGAUAAAUUAUUCGAUUUCGAAUGUUGGAAAGUUGAUUCCCUUUUGCUUUUAUUCGGAAGUGGAAUUAGGGUUUGGCUUUAUGUGUAAAUAAGCCAACUUUCCUUUUUGAAAACUCAGAUUGAUUAGCUUAUGAGCUCAUAAACCUGCUUUGAUGCAUCUUUCACUAUGGAAACCAAUUUCUCACUGUGCCUCAUUGAUCUUGGACAAGAAAAGCAAAAAGAAAAAUGGUUCCUCCGAUCACAAUUCCUCAGAUGAAAACAAGAAAAACCCAUCUGUUCUUCGAAGAUUACAAGAACACAAACUCAGAGAAGCUUUAGAAGAAGCUUCCGAAGAUGGAUCCCUUAUUAAAUCCCAAGAUAUUGACUCCGAAUCUGCAGUCAACAACAACAACAAUCAAGAUGACAACGGCCUCGGAAGAUCUCGAUCUCUCGCAAGACUCGAAACCCAAAAGGAAUUCCUCCGAGCAACUUCCCUCGCCGCCGAUCGAACAUUUGAAACCGAUGAUUCCAUCCCCGAUCUCCAUCAAUCGUUCAACAAGUUCCUCACCAUGUACCCAAAAUACCAAUCUUCAGAAAAAAUCGAUCAUUUAAGGUCAGAUGAUUACUCCCAUCUCUCAGAAUCCAUCUCAAAAGUCUGCCUCGAUUACUGUGGAUUCGGUUUAUUCUCUUUUCUUCAAACGGUUCAUUACUGGGAAUCCUCAACAUUCAGUUUAUCAGAAAUCACCGCCAAUUUAAGCAACCACGCCCUGUACGGCGGCGCUGAAAAAGGAACAGUCGAACACGAUAUCAAAACCAGAAUCAUGGAUUACUUAAACAUCCCAGAAAGCGAAUACGGACUUGUGUUCACAGUAAGUCGAGGCUCUGCUUUCAAACUUCUCGCUGAAUCUUACCCUUUUCACACAAACAAAAAGCUUCUCACCAUGUUCGAUCACGAAAGCCAAUCUGUUAACUGGAUGGCUCAAAGCGCAAAAGAGAAAGGCGCAAAAGUUCAAAGCGCGUGGUUCAAAUGGCCGACUCUUAAACUCUGUUCCACCGAUUUACGUAAACAAAUCUCCAACAAAAAGAAGAAAAAAAAAGAUUCAGCUGUCGGAUUGUUUGUUUUUCCAGUCCAAUCAAGAGUCACCGGAGCAAAAUAUUCAUAUCAAUGGAUGGCAUUAGCUCAACAAAACAACUGGCACGUGUUACUAGAUGCCGGAGCUUUAGGCCCAAAAGACAUGGAUUCCCUCGGCUUAUCUCUAUUCCGACCCGAUUUCAUCAUCACUUCUUUUUACCGGGUUUUCGGGUUCGACCCGACUGGAUUCGGAUGCCUUCUCAUUAAAAAAUCCGUAAUCCGAAGCCUCCAAAAUCAAUCGGGUCACGCCGGAUCCGGAAUAGUCAAAAUCAGCCCGGUUUUUCCUUUGUAUUUGAGUGAUUCCGUCGAUGGGAUUCCGGGGUUGGCCGGAACCGGAAUCGAAGACGACGACAUCGGAAACGGCGAUUCCGUUUCCGAAACCCGACCCGGCCCGCAAUUACCCGCUUUUUCCGGGGCUUACACAUCGGCCCAAGUUCGUGAAGUGUUUGACACGGAAAUCGAGGCGGAUAACAUCUCGGAUCGAGAUGGAGCGAGCACGAUUUUCGAAGAAGGCGAAAGUUUUUCGGUUGGUGAAGUAAUGAAAAGCCCGGUUUUUAGUGAAGAUGAAUCAUCGGAUAAUUCGUUAUGGAUCGAUUUGGGUCAAAGCCCGAUUGGAUCUGAUUACGGUGGUGGCCCGGUCAACAAAGUCAAAGGGUCAACGUCUCCGGUCCCACCGUUUUGGUUCACGGGUCGAAACAAAAACAAGAAUUUAUCGUCUCCUAAACCGACUUCAAAGAUUGCGAAUAGUCCAGAAGUGAAUCACGGGCUUCAAGAAUCGCGAAUGUUAUCGUUUGAUGCGGCUGUAAUGUCGGUUUCUCAAGAACUUGAUCGGAUUAAAGAAGAUCCUUUAGAAAUCGAAGCAAAAAACACGCCAAAUUUUCAUGAAAUUGAAGAGGAAGAGAUGGAAACGAGCAAAUGGGAUAACGGGUCGAGUUCAAAAAUGACGAAAGAGAGCGCGAUUCGAAGGGAAACGGAAGGGGAAUUCCGGUUGUUGGGAAGGCGGGAAGGGAAUCGGUUUUCCGGUUCCCGUCUUUUCGGGGUGGACGAGAGCGGGACCGAUUCCGGAAGUAAAGGGAGACGGGUUUCGUUUACGAUUGAAGAAGAGGGCAAAAACGUCUUUUUACCAGGGAACGGUGAAGACGAUGAUGAGUAUAUUACGGAUGGUGAUUACGGGUCCGGAAUGGAAUCGAGUAGACGUGAGCCCGAGAUUUCAUGUAAGCAUCUCGACCAUGUCAACAUGUUGGGCCUCAAUAAAACAACUCUUCGGUUACGGUUUUUGGUCAAUUGGCUUGUGACUUCACUUCUUCAAUUACGGAUUCCGGGCCCACACGGGUCGGAUAGUGUCCCAUUGGUUUGUAUAUACGGGCCGAAAAUUAAAUAUGAAAGGGGUGCUUCGGUGGCAUUUAAUGUAAGGGACAGAAAAAAGGGGUUAAUUGACCCGGAAAUUGUUCAGAAAUUGGGGGAGGUGAAUGGGAUUUCUCUUGGAGUUGGGAUUCUUAGUCAUAUAAGGGUAUUGGAGCGUGGGGGGCAAAAUGGGGAUUUGACACUUUGUAAACCGAUGGAGAAUGGAAAUGGAGGAGGAGGGCAAAAUGGGAAAAGUGGGUUUAUUAGGGUUGAAGUGGUGACGGCAUCUUUGGGGUUUUUGACGAAUUUUAGCGAUGUUUAUAAAUUAUGGGCUUUUGUUGCCAAGUUUUUGAAUCCGGAUUUUGAUAAAGAUGGAGGGCUAUCGACUGUUGUGGAAGAUGAAGAUGAAGAAUAAAAAAAAAAAAAAGAGGUUGUUUUUUCUCAUUAUUCUUCUUUUGGGAUGUAAUUUGUUCAUUCUUAUGGUUUUCAUUUGCUUUUGUGGUUUUUGAUUUCGAUCUUGUUGGGGUUAAAUGUUAAUGUUAUCGUAGAGUUUUUAUUUAUAUCGGUUUAAACUUUAUGAUAAGGUUAAAAUUGUAAAAUCCAAUGGACGAAAAUGCCCUUCUCUUUCGUAA
Molecule: messenger RNA, 3720 nt
Organism: Lactuca sativa (garden lettuce)
Lineage: Eukaryota; Viridiplantae; Streptophyta; Magnoliopsida; Asterales; Asteraceae
Source: RefSeq, a predicted model, not a curated record